This is a messenger RNA of Candidozyma duobushaemuli, 342 nucleotides long. RefSeq lists its product as uncharacterized. NCBI's taxonomy places the organism in Eukaryota, Fungi, Ascomycota, Pichiomycetes, Serinales, Metschnikowiaceae. Bases 1 to 342 code for a protein of 113 amino acids. The transcript has a single exon. The record is from RefSeq and is a predicted model, not a curated record.
AUGGCCGAAGACAAUACACAACAGCAAAAGCCUACAGACAAGGUCGAAAAGGACAAAGCCAUGGUGGACUUCACCAAGGGCGAGGUUCAAGACUAUAAAUUCUACCCUGAUAAUCCAGAAAAUCACAGGCAUAAGUACCGAUGGGUAGCCAAAGAACCAUCAAAGUACUAUGAUCCAUGCGAAGAGAGUCGACAAGCAUCGAUCGACUGUGUCUUGCGUAAUCAGGAGGACAAGUCGGUCUGUCAAGACUUCUUUGACGCCUAUAGAGAAUGUCUGAAGGACUUCUUCAAAAAGCGCAGAGAAGACAGAAUGGCAGGCAAGGCUGGGUGGGGCAAAUGGUGA